This is a messenger RNA of Lodderomyces elongisporus, 957 nucleotides long. RefSeq names its product methylenetetrahydrofolate dehydrogenase (NAD(+)) (gene MTD1). Gene Ontology annotation, biological process: purine nucleobase biosynthetic process. The record is from RefSeq and is a predicted model, not a curated record. The transcript has a single exon. Bases 1 to 957 code for a protein of 318 amino acids. Gene Ontology annotation, cellular component: cytosol. Gene Ontology annotation, molecular function: methylenetetrahydrofolate dehydrogenase (NAD+) activity; methylenetetrahydrofolate dehydrogenase (NADP+) activity. Lineage: Eukaryota; Fungi; Ascomycota; Pichiomycetes; Serinales; Debaryomycetaceae.
AUGUCUAGACCAGCAGGACGUACUAUACUAGCUUCGACAAUUGCAAAGCCCUACCAAGAGGAAGUCAUUGCUGCAGUGAGUAAACUUAGUUUCAGACCAACUUUGGUUGGUUUUUUGGCCAACGAUGACCCAGCAGCAAGGAUGUAUGCAAAUUGGACCGGGAAGACAUGCGAGUCCUUGGGCUUCACUUAUAAACUAGUCGAGACCUCAAAGAACGAUUUGGAGACUUCUUUGAUCAAAGCAAACAAAGACAAUGACGUCAAUGGUAUAAUGGUUUACUUUCCUGUCUUUGGUGACAAACAAGAUCAAUACUUGCAACAACUUAUUUCACCUGAGAAGGAUGUCGAAGGUUUGAACUUUUUAUACUACCACAACUUGUACCACAAUGUGAGAUUCCUAGAUCCACCACAUAACCAACAAAAGUCGAUUAUUCCUUGUACACCACUCGCAAUGGUGAAAAUAUUGGAGUAUUUGGGCGUAUAUAACAAUAUUCUUCAUUACGGAAAUAGGCUUUACGGGAAAAAAGUAUUGAUUGUGAACAGGUCAGAAGUUGUGGGUAGACCACUAGCUGCAUUGCUUGCCAACGAUGGAGCAACCGUUUACUCGGUCGAUAUUAAUAACAUCCAACAAUUCACCAGAGGUGAUGACUUGCUGGAGCGCCGACACUUAGUGAAGGACUUGAAUGAUGACGAGUCGAGUUUGGAAAAACUUGCACCUCAAUGUGAUGUUAUCAUUACAGGUGUUCCUUCCGAGUCAUACAAGUUCCCCACAGAGUUGGUGAGUCAUGGAACUGUUGUCAUCAACUUUUCAAGCUUCAAAAAUUUCAACGACGAUGUAAAAGAAAGAGCAGGCUUAUAUGUUCCAUCAAUAGGCAAAGUGACAAUUGCCAUUUUACUAAGGAACUUAUUGAGACUUAUCGACAACAAACAGAUUAGACUGCAGACAGAGUCAGCUUAA